AUGGCAGCGGAGGACGGCGAUUUUCACUUCGACGAUUUCUCACCUGAAGACGAUCAGCUUCUGAUACAGUUGGUCGCAGACGCAGAGACCAAGGCUUCGGUCGCCCGCACCAUUGAUGCGCUGCCUGCACGAUCUGAUUUCGGCCCCAAUGCUUUGAAAGACAAUGGCCUCGCUACGAUCGCCGCUGAGAGCAGCUUUGCGGCUGAUGAGGCCGCAGAGGCGUUGCUUCUCUCAAUCGGCAAUCAAGUUCACUCUUCGACUGUAAAACGUGCUUUGGAGGAGGCUGACAAGACAACGGCCGCGGAGGAGCUGGUCAGUCAAGCGCCCGUCAGCGAGGAUUUUGAAGACGAGUUUGAUGACAGUCGCUCGCCUCUGCAGAAGUUUCGAUCGUAUCCCCAGCGGCCGCUGUCAGUAUCGGACUUGACGUCGGGGGCGUGGUGCGAGCUGCAGUACUGGUACACCCUGUCGAGGCUCCCUGGCGGACGCCGGACCCGCACGGCGGCGAUGCAGCAAGGCUCCAAGCUACAUCAGAAGCUCGAAGACGAAGUGCACACGACUGUGGAGGUGGAAGUGAUCACUCGCGAAGAUGGGUUUGGUCUCAGGCUGUGGAAUCUCAUACAAGGCCUGCGCACGCUACGAGAGACUGGUUUGACGAGAGAGUUGGAAAUUUGGGGCAUCGUGGACGGCAAUCUCGUUAACGGCGUGAUUGACAGCGUCAGUCACGAGAACCCAAACCCAGAAUUUGAAUAUGAGCUCAGUCAAGAAGCUGAGUCGGAGAAAUCGCAGCCGAAGCUCACGGACUAUUUUGCCUCCGCCACACCAUCAAAAGACAAGCCGAAUGGGCCCAAGAUCUACCUUGCCGACGUAAAAACCAGAGGCUCCCUGACAAGGGUCUCAAACUCUAUGGUGAGGCCAGCAAAGAUACAGCUGCUUCUCUACCACCGCUUCCUUUCGGAUCUAGCCGCUGGGCGACUCGACUUCUACAAAGUCUUUCGCCGGUACGGUCUCGACCCCGACGAGCCCUUUUCCGACGCCUUUCUCGCGCAAAUGGCCAGUCAUCACGACGAAAUGCUUGACACGACCCCGUCCAGCAGCUCCUACGAAGACGACUGCCCACCCCCUAGCUCCGCCGCGGCUGAACCCGCCGGCGCGCUGCCGUACAAGAGCCUGCGCGAGCUCCUCCCCCUCGUCGCACGCGAAGUCGGGCUCGCGUUUCCCGAGGGAGCCGCGUCCAUGGGCAGCAUGCUCCGUGUGCAGUACGUGUACCGGGCCGAUGGUCGUGAGAUUGGCCAUCACGACUUUCCCGUGUCGCGGUCCGUGCUCGACGAGUACCUGGGCGUGUACAUGGCGUGGUGGCGCGGCGAGCGGCGGGCGUCGGGCGUGAGUUUGGAGGAGGCCUUCAAGUGCCGCAUGUGCGAGUUUGCAGAUGUCUGCACUUGGCGGGCCAAGAUGGACGCGAAGAGAGUGCGCAAGGUGCAGGAGCGGCUGCGAGCGGCCGAUGGCUUGCCAAAGAUGUCACCUGUGUGA
This is a messenger RNA of Beauveria bassiana ARSEF 2860, 1527 nucleotides long. Its product is annotated as defects in morphology protein 1. Gene Ontology annotation, molecular function: single-stranded DNA 5'-3' DNA exonuclease activity. Gene Ontology annotation, cellular component: mitochondrion; nucleus. The transcript has 2 exons. NCBI's taxonomy places the organism in Eukaryota, Fungi, Ascomycota, Sordariomycetes, Hypocreales, Cordycipitaceae. The record is from RefSeq and is a predicted model, not a curated record. Bases 1 to 1527 code for a protein of 508 amino acids. Gene Ontology annotation, biological process: interstrand cross-link repair.